Messenger RNA from Mucor mucedo, 2002 nucleotides. RefSeq lists its product as uncharacterized. Lineage: Eukaryota; Fungi; Mucoromycota; Mucoromycetes; Mucorales; Mucoraceae. The transcript has a single exon. The record is from RefSeq and is a predicted model, not a curated record. The coding region runs from base 12 to 1901 and encodes 629 amino acids.
UUUUGAAGGAAAUGUAUCUCCCAACAGAUAUUAUUAAAGAGGUAGGUCAAUACCUGACCCUAUCAGAACAAGGGUCAUGUAUACGUGUUUGCUAUGCCUGGUAUGGACCCUUUCUUGACUUGCUAUAUACCAAAGUCCACAUUCACAGUCGUAAUCAAUUUCGACUCUUCUACCGCACGAUUGAAAUGUCGAGCCUCAUUCAAGAUGCACUUGGUGAUCAUGUAAAGGAGUUGACUUUUGCAUACGAUUCCGGUACUAGAUUAAAAGAAAAACAUGCAGUUGGGAUAACGCGAGAUGAAUUAGAAAGUUUUCCAGACUUGUUCAAGCAAUUACAAGUAUUGGACUUUGACCCAAAGCUCUGGAAAUAUAUGCGAUACAGUGAAAAAUGGUUACAAAUGAAACAUUUAAAGAGAUUACCAACAUUGAAUAGACAGACUAUAUUCCAGCCUAUUAUCGAACACUUAUCAUCACAACUCACAUAUCUAUCCAUAAGCGGAGAAUCAACAGAUUACCUGUUGAAUAAUAACUUGACAACCUCUAUUUGGAAUCGUAUACCUAAACUUGAAGAGUUGAUUAUUCGAGGCAACAAUUAUGUCAAUUUAAAUGUAAAGAUGAUUAUGGCAUUGGGUGCACAGUUACCUCACUUGAAGCAUCUUACACUCGCAUGUGUUACACUACCACUGGACGAACACGAUAUGGGCUCAACCACAACAUUUCCAUUAUUUACUUCAGCUAUAUCAUUAACUCUAGACGAUGUUCAUCUUAAGAAUUGGAGAAUGAUCACUUUUUUAAGCUUAGCUUUUUACCACGUACAAACGCUUGAUUUCGAUAUUACAUUUGAUUGGUUUUAUAAUGAAAAUGUUACGAUUGAAUUAUACGAACAAUCGAUGGAUGCUUGUAUGGGAUUUGCGCAAUUGUGUAUAUUUCUUAAAAAGAUUAAAUUCAGAAAGAUUAGUACCUCAGUCUUUCCAUUCCCCUACGAUGCUUUCUUUCAAGAAAUAUCAGAUAUUCACCAAAAUAACGUAAAAGUGGAGAUGACUGAUUAUGCUUGGUGGUCAACAAUCGAUCCUGCCUCAUCCUUUAAGGCUGUAACUCAGCAAACAGGCCUAUUAUCCAAAGCAAAUCUUAAAUGGUCUUGGACCGGUAAGAAAACAGAUUUAUCACUAUUCAAGAAUCUCAAAUUUUGUAAACACUUGACCGAACUGAAACUGGAUUGCGAUGUACAAUUAAAAAAUGGAUUUAGACUAGAUUUACUAUUAGAUAAUGUAGAGCAAUUAGAGAAACUACAUUUAUCUCAAGUAUUGAUUACAACCACCAAAUGCUAUGAAAAGUCAAAGAAAAGGUUUAGGUUAGAACUGUUGGAAUUGAAUCAAGUUAUUUUGGGUGACCAUAUCAUGGAUUUUAUAUCACAAUCUUGUAAGAAUUUACAAAAUCUAUGGAUCACUAAUUCUGUGCAAGAAAAACCUCGUAGAUCAGCAUUUAUUGUGAUUCGAAUGCCAGAUCAUCGAUUUCAAUCAAUCAAACUAAACUCACUCUACUUGAAUCCUGGUGGUACAAAUGGAAAGUGUGAAACAAGCAUUGCUUUAUUAUCGUUUUAUGAAUCAACUAGGUAUGAUUAUCAAAUUGAGAGGAAAAAGGAUCCAGCACCAGAGAUGUGGAGAUUUUAUCAUGUUUACAAGUCCCUCAAGAUGAAAAAGCAGUUACGAAGAUUAACAACAGAAGAAGCUGCCAUCAUUGCUAAUUUUGAAAUGAAUGAAAAGAAAUGGAAGGCCGUUAAAAAUUCGUCUCCAAGGAAAUCAUUUCAAGAAAAGAACUUUUGGGAAAAAGAUAUACAAUUUGGUGCUAUUCUUUUAUUAUGCAAAUCUGUUGAUAAACUUGAAUUUAACGAAAUCCGAGUUUAGACGUCAUCUGAACUCCAAAUUUCCCACGCUCAUUCUCUCUUCUUUUUUUUUUUUGAUGGAUCUUGUAUUCAUUUUAUUUUUCUUUUCUCUUUUUUUUUUUU